AUGGACCUAACAGCAGAGUCAGCUCAACUUGUAAAAACCUUGCUGGACGCUUCUCCCACGGAGAAGCUGGAGAUGGAGAACAUCCACUGGGCUGCUUGCAAAGACUUCACAGUGGAAGUCGGGGAAAAGCAGAUUGGUGCGUAUAUUCAAACGUGGGAGCUCCCCUCUUGCUGGCUGUACAGCGUAGACUUUCUCCGCUCGACCGAGGAGGAGCACCGGACCUUCCACCACUACCAGGCCCGCUUCAGCACCCCUACUCCGAGGAAGCCUAUCUGUGUAACAGCUAGCGUCUACUUCGUCGUGGAUGUAUCGAAAGUUAAACCGCAAACUCUCCCAGUGGAGGUCCGCUUCAUAGUGGAGUCAAACAGACUGGUGCACACACCAGGGAGGACCAGGUUUAAAGAGAAGUGGCUGACGGACGUUAUAGAGAGCAAGAUUUCGCUCCGGAGAGUGGUAGACCUUUGA
This is a messenger RNA of Archocentrus centrarchus (flier cichlid), 465 nucleotides long. It is a transcript of the gene akap14, whose product is annotated as A-kinase anchoring protein 14. Bases 1 to 465 code for a protein of 154 amino acids. The record is from RefSeq and is a predicted model, not a curated record. The transcript has a single exon. Gene Ontology annotation, molecular function: protein kinase A regulatory subunit binding. NCBI's taxonomy places the organism in Eukaryota, Metazoa, Chordata, Actinopteri, Cichliformes, Cichlidae. Gene Ontology annotation, cellular component: cAMP-dependent protein kinase complex.